GUGUUGUUCUGCUUGUGCACCACCUGUCUGGACCUGUCACGUGCAGACUGAUAGCAGCACAAAUGUAGAGCAGUUGCUGAACAUUGCUUCCUGGUCUAGGUAAUCUGUUAAGGCAACACGCACUCUCUGCACACGACGGUGACGAUUACAAGGAUCAAAGGUUCUUAGUCCUCUCGACUCAACGUACUCUACGUAUGUGCCUUUACUUCUUCGAUUAACAAUUUGGGACGUAAAGACAGUUUCUUGAAAUGACCGACUGCCACGUUGCACAGUUUUCACGAAACUGACUUAUUCAGAAGCACCAGAACCAGCACGAGAAUCGUCAUCAGCACCAGCUGCAGCUGCCACACACAGACGAUGUACGUGUACGAGAACGGCGGCGAACAUUACACGAUGCGAGAAUUCUACGACGAGCACCAGAAACACCUGCCCAAGCUGAUCGUUGUCACUCAGGGAUACGACGGCGGCGUCGACCUUGACACCAUGGGGAUGGGGCAGGUCAUGAGAGUUCACAGCGCAUGCACACAGACACGAGUGGUUGCCAAAGAUGGAACUGGACGCACUAUCACCAUCCCCGUGGACUACCCUUUGCCUUUCCGAGUCUGCAAACAAACAAAUAAAACUGAACGCGGCACACUUCUGAGUGAUGUUCUAGCGGACCAUGUGUUGCCGGUGGAGGUGGAGUUCGCCUGUCCACGUGACUACAUGUUCGACGUCGGCUACUCUCAAGCCAGCGCCAAGUCGUUCGGCAAAAUCACUCUGUCCAGCCUGUACGACGAAACGUACUGCAUCGCCAACUGCAUCUACGACGGUGUCCUGGAACCCCAAACCGUGCUGAUUCCACUGUAUCUGCAGAAGGUUCUCGUAUCCACGGUGGUCGGAAUAAAGGGUCGAACUCGCGAACAGUUCCUCCAGUUCCUACACGACACGGAACAGGCUGCUAAGGGAAUAAUACAUGUUGGAAAAACUGGAAAUGAAAAUAUUGCCAUGUAUAAGAAGGUAGAUGUAGACAAAUCUAAAUCAGAGAACGUGUAUGAAACAUUCGAGCCAGAGAAGUUUUUUCGCUUUGCUAAAUCGGAAGAAUAUUGCACGUUACAAACCCAAACACCAACAGGGGAGGCUACUCACAUGAUGCCUGGCACAGAACAGGAAACCCGCCCGCCAGAGUUACCUCCCAGAUAUAAAGAAACAGAAGGCGCUUUUAAAACUUCGUCUUUGCUAAAACCAGACUAUUAUUGUACUGUUGGUGAUGUUAAGCCAAAAGUUCCCCAACGUACAUCACUUCGUCUACCACAACAAACAUCUUCUGGAGACACGAACAAAGUCAAAGUGAAUUAUGUAAAUGACAUUGGACGAGCAGUGGUUUCGCCAUAUGGAGUUGGAUCUUCGCCACAGAGAGAAGCUCAAACUCGAGAGAAAAGGGUGGAGGAGUUGACGAUAGAUGAACUGGGGGAUAAGUUGAAGGCGUUGAAGCUGGACCGGCAUGUCGAGUCCUUCAGAGAUGAGAGAAUCGAUGGCUGUUUGCUAACAGAAUUCGACCAGAGUGUCUUGAGGGACGAAUUCAAGUUCACGCAGCUGGAGACUAUAAAACUGAUGAAGUUCAUCCGUACUGGACAUGUUCCACGCUGAACGUCAACUGUUGGGCAUCAGCUGCCGAGGAUAACGUUACGCUAUUCGUACAGGUCGUGGAAAUCAUGAUAGAUCGUGGAAUUACAGACCUAUGAAGACAUGGAAUUUUUAGAUGGGUGAUAAAAGACCUCUUUUAUGGAAAAUGAAAAUUGGUUGAUCAUAGUUUUUCAUUUUGAAAUAACUCUAUAGUCAUUCCCGUCAGGGAACGUUGUAAUACAACUUAUUUAUUUCUGAGCCGAUUGGUUUUAUAAACUGAGCACAAAAGGAAGGAAGAAAGGAAAUGUUUUAUUUAACGCUGUAGCGGGUUUCCUCUCUCAUUAUCUGUGUG
Messenger RNA from Gigantopelta aegis, 1957 nucleotides. RefSeq lists its product as uncharacterized. The record is from RefSeq and is a predicted model, not a curated record. Lineage: Eukaryota; Metazoa; Mollusca; Gastropoda; Neomphalida; Peltospiridae. The transcript has 6 exons. The coding region runs from base 358 to 1629 and encodes 423 amino acids.